CUGGGCUGUCGCGGGCAGAUCUCAUUUUGCAUUAUAAUGAAUGACACGUUGACAUCAGAUGUCGUUGGUCGCAGAGUUUCAGUUAACGGAGAAUGUGCAACGGUGCGUUUUCAUGGCACCGUCCCUCCUGUGGCUGGACUCUGGCUAGGUGUGGAGUGGGACAAUCCCGAGAGAGGCAAGCAUGAUGGGAGCCAUGAAGGGACUGUGUAUUUUAAAUGCAGCCACCCAACAGGAGGGUCCUUUAUUCGUCCGCACAAAGCAAACUUUGGAGUAGACUUUCUCACUGCGCUUAGGGACCGCUACGAAGAUGAACCAGAGGAUGAUGCAAAAAAGCAAAUUGUUACAAUUGGGAACAUACCUGUGGAAACUAUUGGCUUUGGCUCUGUUAUAAAAAAGCAAAGUCAGCUGAGCGAGCUGCGAGACAUUUCCCUGAGGAGCUGUGCCGUAAGCUGUGCUGGUGACAAAGGAGACAUUGCCAGCACGUGUCCUAAUAUUAGAGUCGUCAACUUGUCCCAAAACCUGCUGUCAGCAUGGGAGGAAGUCACAGGUAUUGCUGAGCAGCUCCGACACCUGGAAGUCCUUGAUCUCAGUGAGAACAAGCUGCGGCUCCCGCCGGGCUCGCCGGCUCCCGUCGGGACGUUCUCCGCACUGAAGGUCUUAGUCCUCAACAGAACAGGAGUCACGUGGGCCGAGGUGCUCCACUGUGCCCAGGGCUGGCCAGCCCUCGAGGAGCUGUACCUCAAGUCCAACAACAUUUCCAUUUCAGAAAGGCCGGCUGACGUUCUCCAGUUGGUCAGGUUACUAGACCUUUCCUCUAACCAGUCAAUUGAUGAAAACCAGCUAUUUCUAAUAGCCUAUCUGCCCAGAUUAGAACGACUAAUCCUUGGUGACGUUGGGAUUUCUUCUCUCCGUUUCCCGGAUGCUGGGGUUGGGUGCAAAACGGCAAUGUUCCCUUCCUUGCAGUCCCUUGUCCUCGAUGACAAUCGGAUAUCGCAAUGGUCCUUCAUCAACGAGCUGGAUAAGUUGCAGAGUCUGCACUCAUUGUCCUGCCUACGGAACCCCCUGACUGUGGGCAGCGAGGCCAAGACCCACCUGCAGUUCAUCAUCGCCAAGAUCGGCCAGCUGCGGACCCUCAACAGAUGCGAGAUCCGCCCGGAGGAGCGGCGCGGGGCUGAGCUGGAUUACCGGAAGGCGUUCGGGAAGGAGUGGAAAGAGGCGGGUGGGCACCAGGAUCCCGACCAGGACAGGCCCAGCGAGGCGUUCCUGGCCGCCCACCCCAGAUACCAAGCCCUCUGCUGCAAAUACGGUGCACCUGAAGAUGGGGAGCUCAAAACACAACAACCAUUUUUGCUCAAAAACCAGCUACUAACCCUGAAGAUAAACUGUCCUGACCGUCCUGACCAGAAAGCCCUGGAGAAACAGCUGCCGGACUCCAUGACGAUUCAGAAGGUGAAAGGGCUGCUGGCCCGCCUCCUCAAGGUCCCUGUGUCGGACCUGCUGCUGGCCUACGAGAGCCCCAAGGUGAGCUGCCCGGAGCCGCCAGCCCGGCCACAGCAGUGGCAGCUGUGCAACUGCGCCUCCAUGGCCGACUCCGCGGGCUUGGGGCGGGGCAUGUGAUUCGCUCUGGCAGGUCUGUCUGAGUCACCCAAGCUUUUGUUCUGACUGUAGAUGCCGGGCAGAGAGAUUGAACUAGAAAAUGACCAGCAGUCCUUACAGUUCUAUUCUGUGGAGAAUGGAGACUGCCUGCUAGUGCGAUGGUGACAGCAGCUCAUACAGCUCAGAGACAACUGUGGUUCCCGGGCUCACCGGCAAGAAAUGACCUCUGGGAGCAGUUCUCUCAGAGGUUGUACUUUUCUUUAGGGAAGAGACUGUUUCUAGGCUUGUACAUAAUAGCGACAAUAAAGGCUUUGUACCUACUAA
Myotis daubentonii (Daubenton's bat) is the source of this 1920-nucleotide messenger RNA. It is a transcript of the gene TBCE, whose product is annotated as tubulin folding cofactor E. The record is from RefSeq and is a predicted model, not a curated record. Lineage: Eukaryota; Metazoa; Chordata; Mammalia; Chiroptera; Vespertilionidae. Gene Ontology annotation, molecular function: protein binding. Gene Ontology annotation, biological process: cytoskeleton organization.